Messenger RNA from Entrophospora candida, 1362 nucleotides. The record is from the annotation of a GenBank genome assembly. Lineage: Eukaryota; Fungi; Glomeromycota; Glomeromycetes; Entrophosporales; Entrophosporaceae.
AACAAGUAUAUUAGACUAUCUAUUGAUAUAAAAAAUGAUGGAGAAUUACAGUAUACAUUUGAGAAUUUUGAAAAUGACUAUACAUUCACCAGUUCAAAGGAAAUAAAACAUUAUGAUCAUAUGUUUAACAAUUUCAAAGAUGAAUUAGGAGUUUCAGGAAAAAUAUCUAUACCAUCAUUAUUAGGAUUUGACAAUAUUGAAAAUAUUACCUAUUUAUGUGACCAAGUGCUUGAAAAAUUUCCAUCUGUUCAAGAAGAGGAAACAAAUCCCAAGAUGUCUACAGCUAUGAAAACUAAUGAUGAUACUGCAGAAGAAGAAGUAAUUCAAAAGGGAAUUCGUGUUCAACCUGAUGGUGUAAAUAUGUCACCUAAAAGCAUUCAAGCACUUAUGGUAUCCAACAAUUCACAUAUAAUUGAAAAAUACCAAGCAAAUCGACAAAUAAAAAAAAUAAAAGAUAAGUUGGAAGAUGCAUGUUCAAAAUUGAAAGAGAUUGAAGAAAAUACAAAAAAUAGUCCUUAUCUUGAUAAUGCUGAAAAUAAAGAGUUGGUGAAUGCUGUUAAUAAAAUCAUUGAAGAGAAUAAUUUGGAAGACUUUACCAAUGAACCAGAUGGCAUGAGUUAUUCCAAAACCCUUGCUGUAAGCAGAUUAGUAGCUGGAUUAAAUAGAAGGGAAUUGCAAACUGGAUUAGCCUUCAUGGGAAUUACUUCACAAUCUUGUUCAAAGGCAUAUUUUCAACAUCAAGGGAACUAUUAUAAUCCAAUUAAAAAGAUGGCAAAAGAAGUAACAGCAAUAGCCUUGAAAAAUGUUAUUGAAAAAGCCAAAGAAGAGGAAAAAAAAACUAUACCUUGUUCAUUUGAUGCUUCACGUUAUAAGCCAGUAAUUGCAUUUUCCUUCUGUGAAAAAUCUCACAUAAUAGUGAAGGAAGGAAAAAAUAUGACAACCCAUGAAGGUAAUUUUGAUCAAUCAUCUCGUCAAAUGGAACAUCAAAUUUUGAUAAAUAUUUUAGAAGAAAUUACUCCAGUUUUCAGAGAAAAUGGUCUUCUGCUUGAUAUUGCCAUUGAUGGUGACCUAGAUAGUAAUAGAACUUUAUCAAACUGUGAUAUUGUAAAUCAAAUAUUUGCUGAUCUAAAACAUAAAACCAAAACAAUAAGAAAUAAGAUUAAUAGUGCUAGUAAUCAAAAAGAUAAUUAUGACAAAAAAUCUAUUGAGGAGAAAAAAACAUUACCUUUACCUCCUGAUGAUGAUAAAUUGCAUUAUAUGCAAACAGAAAUUUUAUUUGAACAUCUAUGUGACUUACACGAUAAUUGUUGGGAAGAAGUUUGUUGGAGAAAAAAAAAAUCCAGAGCUAGGACUUCAAGGUGA